Messenger RNA from Acanthamoeba castellanii str. Neff, 201 nucleotides. RefSeq lists its product as uncharacterized. The record is from RefSeq and is a predicted model, not a curated record. Bases 1 to 201 code for a protein of 66 amino acids. The transcript is spliced from 2 exons. NCBI's taxonomy places the organism in Eukaryota, Discosea, Longamoebia, Acanthamoebidae.
AUGGCGUCCAAGGGUCACGUUUACGGCUUCAACAUCAAGAGCGCGAGCGGCUCGUCUGCACCCGCUACGGGCGGCUCAGCCGCCAAGCCCGCCAUCAUCGUGGACAAGUUCCAGCAGACCGCCAUCAACGCGCCCAAGAAGGAGACCGAGCGCGGCGUGCAGAAGGGCACCGGCGACAAGCCCAACUUCUCAGGCAUCUGA